This is a messenger RNA of Amoebophrya sp. A120, 261 nucleotides long. The record is from the annotation of a GenBank genome assembly. NCBI's taxonomy places the organism in Eukaryota, Dinophyceae, Syndiniales, Amoebophryaceae.
CAGAUGAACGACGAGGGGCCCAACAACAGUCUCUUUCUUCAACAACCCGAGGGGAGCUGCUCGUCGUCGUCCUGGCAACAGUACCGCGAUCGCACCGGGAUAGUGCCCGAGUUGUCUAUUGCGCACGGUAGUUCGACAUCGCAGCGGGGGUUGCGGAGAUCGUACAAGGAAGACCGUAAGAACUACUAUCGUGGACGAGGUGAUCGACAUCUACUUCCGCAGCACCAGCAGACAAACCGGAGCCAACAUGGUCAACACCAC